Messenger RNA from Colletotrichum phormii, 1377 nucleotides. Its product is annotated as peptidase family M49-domain-containing protein. Gene Ontology annotation, cellular component: cytoplasm. The transcript is spliced from 3 exons. The record is from RefSeq and is a predicted model, not a curated record. The annotation marks the transcript as partial. Gene Ontology annotation, molecular function: dipeptidyl-peptidase activity. Lineage: Eukaryota; Fungi; Ascomycota; Sordariomycetes; Glomerellales; Glomerellaceae.
CCUCGGAAUGCAUGUCUCUGCCGACACUUUUUUUCAAAUAAGAAGAGGAGAAAGUCUGCACCAGUUUCGGCGCCGAUGAUAAAUCCUCAACCAUCAUCUUUGGGAUAUCCAAGUGAGAGAAGUCAAUCAAGCUACUACCCAGGCGGGAAACGCAUCACAAAGGUCGAGACCGAAGCAAUUUCUACCUUGAUGGAAAAACAUAAGCUUGCUCCAGAAAAUACGCGUCUCCAGAAAAUCGGAGAUGGGGAGAUCAGUGCUGAGAACUCUGACAUUUACGAGAUUCUUCAAGCGUCUUCAGAAACCGACCCCGAACCGCGACUAUUGGACGUUAUCGAAAUUGGUGACCGUCGGGCGAAGAUCUUCCUUCGCAGGGGUGAUCAUGUCGUUGAAAUGACGAAGAUGUGCGAGGAGCUCAGCCAGGCGCGUGACAUUGCAUCUACUCAAGAGCAGAAGACUGCGAUAUCCCAGCUAAUACACAGCUUCCGUACCGGGAAUUAUGAAUCCUUCCGAGAUGCUCAUAAGACCUGGGUCAAGGAUAGAGCCCCCAAAGUUGAACACUGCAUGGGCUUUCUAUUCGGCUAUCGCGACCCUUGUGGCGCAAGAGCUGAGUGGCAGGCAGCGGUAGGUAUUGCGGAUCGAGAGGAGACAAACAAAAUGAGCCGGCUCGUGGCAAGGUCUACUGAACUCAUUCGGGCGCUUCCAUGGGCAGUCCCUGAUGUGAAUGAUGGGAAAGGGCCAUUCGAGCCGAGCGAACUGGAUGUUCCAGACUUUGCAAUCAUCCAUGUCAUUGCGAAUGUGUCGAGCACUGUGUGGGAAGCCACUAAUAUUACCAUUGAUGGAAAACGUCACGGCGUCAAGAACAUGGUCUAUGGCAAUCGUAUGCAGCUGAAAAGCAGCCCGGGACGGCCGUGUUACUAUGUCCACCCUUCAGAAGCCGAUGCCUAUAUGGCAUGCGCUCACUCAGUAAGAUUUGUUGGGACCGCUAUCCACGAACUUCUUGGUCAUGGUACCGGAAAAAUGCUCUCGGAGACUGCUCCUGGCAAGUACAACUUCGACCACGAAAAUCCUCGGAUAAGUCCGGUGACAGGCCAGCCGGUCCAAACUUGGUAUAAGCCGGGAGAGUCCUGGAACAGUGUCUUUGGAAAGCUCGCUCCGAGUGUAGAGGAAUGCAGGGCUUUUCUCGUGUCAUCCUACCUCGCUGAUAACGAGGACAUUCUAGCCUUGUUUGGCUACAAUGAGGACAGCACACUGACCGCAGAUGACUCUAAGAAUCUCUCUGAAAUGAUAUCUACGAAUCUAACUAGGAAUAGUCAUCUACUAUUCAUACCUUCACUUUGGUGUUCAAGGCCUCUCUGCGUUGAGCAGCUUCGACUCUGA